Messenger RNA from Peromyscus maniculatus bairdii (prairie deer mouse), 2811 nucleotides. RefSeq lists its product as uncharacterized. NCBI's taxonomy places the organism in Eukaryota, Metazoa, Chordata, Mammalia, Rodentia, Cricetidae. The record is from RefSeq and is a predicted model, not a curated record. Gene Ontology annotation, molecular function: RNA polymerase II cis-regulatory region sequence-specific DNA binding; DNA-binding transcription factor activity, RNA polymerase II-specific. Gene Ontology annotation, biological process: regulation of DNA-templated transcription.
AAGUCUUUUUAAUGCCUUGCUUAGUAACCGGGAUCCUUGUGAGGACCUGUUUGGGGAGACUUUGUGUUCUGCCGACUACAGGCAUCUUUGGAAGGAAACCCAAACACAUCAGAAGCCAGGAAUGGAGCCAGUGACCUUUGAGGAUGUGGCUGUGAACUUUACCUUAGAAGAGUGGGCUUUAUUGGAUUCUAGUCAAAAGAAGCUCUACAGUACUGUGAUGAAGGAAACAUUUUUGAACCUGAUCUCCAUAGAGAAAGCACUAGAAGAAAAGACUGAAGAGGACUACAAAGAUAUCAGCAGAAAUAUGGGAAUUCGGGUGAUUGAGAAAGACUGUGAAUAUGAAUGUGAUAGUAACUGUGAUAAAAACCAGGAAUCUAUUCCAGAGAAUAUUGUCAAUAAAGAUAUACCUCCUGGAGUAAGAGUUCAUGAAAGCCCAUUGCAUGUAAGAAAUGUCAUUAGUUAUUCAUCCUCACAUGGAUAUCUCAGAGACCAAACUAGAGGAAUACUAUCUCUAUAUAAGGAAGCUAUGAGAAAGGCUUUUCCACAUCAGAAACAGUGGAAAGAUAUCAGUCAUUUUGAAUCACUUCAGGUACUUGAAACUCCUAAACAGAAACCCUAUAAAAACCAAAAAUGUCAUGAAACCUCUAGGAGUCUCCCUUUUGAUCAGCCUCAGAAGAGAACUCACACUGGAGAUAAACUCAAAGAGAGUGACGUAACAAGAGACACAUAUGGCCAAAAUAAUGAAGGAAUCCAUAAAGAAGUAAAACCUUUUGUAUGUAAACUCUGUGAAGAAUCCUUCAUUGAUUCCAAUGAUCUUAUCAACCAUGAAAAAAGUCAUAUUGGAGAGAAAAGGUACAUUUGUAGGCAACAUGGCAAAACAUUUAAUUAUGCAAAAUAUUUUGAAAACCAUGAAGUAAUUCACAAAGGAGAGAAGCCUUAUGCUGAUAAACAUUUUGGAAAAGCCUUCACACAGUUCAGUUAUCAUAAUAGUCAUGAAAGCAGUCACAUUAGACAGAAGCCUUAUGCAUGCAAGCAUUGUGGGAAAGCAUUCACCAGUUCCACCUACCGAAACAUUCAUGAAAGAAUUCAUACUGGGGAAAAGCCUUAUGUGUGUAAGUAUUGUGGAAAAGCCUUCACCAGUUCUGCUCAUCGUAAUAUUCAUGAAAGAAUUCACAGUGGAGAAAAACCUUAUCCAUGUAGACAUUGCGAAAAAGCCUUCAGUGACUUAAGUCGUCGUAACAGACAUGAACGGAGUCACACUGGAGAGAAUCCCUAUGCAUGUAGGCAUUGUGAAAAAGCCUUCAGCGACUCCAGUCGUCGGAACAGACAUGAAAGGAUUCACACUGGAGAGAAGCCCUAUACAUGUAAGCAUUGUGGAAAAACUUUUACCAAUUUCACUUCAUGUAAAGUUCAUGAAAGAAUUCACACUGGAGAGAAGCCUUAUGCCUGUAAGCAUUGUGGAAAAGCAUUUACCUGCUUCAGUCAGAUGAAUGUUCAUGAAAGGGUUCACAGUGAAGAGAAGCCUUAUGCAUGUCAACACUGUGGAAAAACUUUCAAAACUACUGCUUGUCGAAACUUGCAUGAAAAAAUUCACACUGGAGAGAAAGACUUUGUCUGUAAAACAUGUGGGAAACUGUUUAUUCAGUCUAGUGAUCUUAAGAAGCAUGAAAGAGUUCACUCAAAAGACAAACCUUAUACAUGUAAGCAUUGUAGAAAAGCUUUCAGUGACUCCAGUAGUUGUUGCAGACAUGAAAGGCGUCACACUGGAGAGAAACCUUAGAUAUGUAAGCCUUGUUGAAAAACCAAUUUCUGUUUGUAUAAGGCUCUUGAAAUAGUCCACACUGAAGCGAAACCUUAUGCAUAUAAGCAUUGUGGAAAAGCAUUUACCCACUCCAGUCAUCCGAACAUUCAUGAAAUGAUUCACACUGGACAGAAGCCAAAUGCAUGUAAACAUUGUGGAAAAACCUUCAAUACUUCUACUUGGUGUAACUUGCAUGAAAAAAAUCACACUGGAGCCAAACCCUUUGUGUGUAAAACGUGGGAAACUUCAUUCAGUCCAGUGAUUUUAACAAGCAUGAAAUAGUUAACUCAAAAGACAAGCCUUAUGCAUGUAAGGGUGUGGAAAAGGCUUCAGUUGCUCUGGUGAUCUUAACAGACAUGAAAUGUUGUUCAUGUCUGUUAAGCUUCACACUAGUUGGUAGCCUAAUGCUGGUAACCUUCACUAUUUCCGGUUGGCACAAAAGUAAUAAAAACAUUCACACUGGAGAGAAACCCUCUGUUUGUAAACAUUUGAAAAACUGUUUCUUUGUUCUUGUCAUUUUAUCCAGCAUAAAAGAUCUCACACUGUUGAGGAACCUUAUCAUCCUCAGCAGUGUGGGAAAGCCUUCACCCCUUACAGUUCCUGUAACCCCUCAUGCAAGAAUUUACAUCUGAAAGAGGCCUAGUGAGGGUGUGCAUUUAAGUAUUGUGCAAAAACCUUCAUCAGUUGCCAUGAUGUUCUUGAGAAUUCACCCUGAAGACCUGAAGACGGGCCUUAUGUGCAUAACCAUGUGGGAAAUCCUUUAGAAGCUCAAAUACUCAUUUCCCCCCCCCCACUGGUGAAAGUCAUUAUGUUUGGAGUAAAUGUUCAAAAUAUGUCAAGUUUUUAGAAACCUUGUCUUUUUAAAUAAUCUCUUCCUGAAUUUCUGUGUUUCAAAUCCAUGUUCAAACCAAAAUGUUCUCACAGCAAUAACUGCAGUGUGUAGAACUCUUACUUACUACUAUUAACUGUGUGACAGUGCACUCGUCAAAUUCUUGUGUUGUGAGGUAUGA